UGUUUACAUUUACAAUGCUUUCUAACAUUUUAGGAAUUGCGACACAUUUAUCUACUUUGGCCUUUCUCUCUACAGUACUCAUUUUGCUGGCAACAUCUAUUUGAACUAUUUCCUCAUCGGAUUAGUGGAACUUCCUGCUUAUGUUCUUUCUCCGAUCGCAAUGAACAGGUAUCUCGUUGGAUUUACGAAAGUAUGCUCAAAAUGUCGUCUUUCAGGUAAUUGGCCAUUCGUGUACGCAUUUAAAAAAGAUGCAGAAACACACUUCUGUCAGAUUGUUUGGAUGCGUACAACAUUAUGGGUUUUGGGGAAGUUCGCUAUAUCGUGCUCGUUUAUGAGCAUAUAUGUGUACGCCAGCGAGAUUUUCCCAACCAAUAUUAGGAACUUGUCUAUUGGAUUUUGUGAGAUGAUGUCAAGAGUUGGGGGCAUUCUCGCCCCAUAUGUCACUGCACUAGUAAGUAUAGUCAAGUUCAAUUUGUUUCAAAUAUAUUAGGU
Molecule: messenger RNA, 492 nt
Organism: Strongylus vulgaris
Lineage: Eukaryota; Metazoa; Nematoda; Chromadorea; Rhabditida; Strongylidae
Source: the annotation of a GenBank genome assembly